Messenger RNA from Mercurialis annua (annual mercury), 1323 nucleotides. RefSeq names its product non-functional NADPH-dependent codeinone reductase 2-like. Gene Ontology annotation, cellular component: cytosol. Bases 88 to 1059 code for a protein of 323 amino acids. NCBI's taxonomy places the organism in Eukaryota, Viridiplantae, Streptophyta, Magnoliopsida, Malpighiales, Euphorbiaceae. The transcript has 4 exons. Gene Ontology annotation, molecular function: aldose reductase (NADPH) activity. The record is from RefSeq and is a predicted model, not a curated record.
AUUAUCUCCUAUAAUCGACCAAAAAGAAUAAUCAAACACCAUUGUUUCAAAAAAAAUUAGAACAUAAUUUCUAAGCAAAAGAUCAAAAUGGAAGGCAGCAGCGAGAAUACAUUGAUUAAUAUUCCAGAGGUGCUUCUUAGCUGCAGUGGCAGGAGGAUGCCAUUACUCGGUAUGGGAACUUCGACGUCUCCAUUGGUAGGAUCGGAUGAGAUUAAAUCCGCGAUUCUACAAGCGAUUGAACUCGGUUAUAGACAUUUUGACACAGCUACGCUAUACCUGACCGAGGAGCCACUCGGUGAAGCCAUUGCCGAAGCUAUUUCUCGUGGACUGAUUAGUUCCAGAGACGACCUCUUUAUCACAUCUAAGCUCUGGUGCAGUGAUGCUCAUAGCGAUCUUGUUCUUCCUGCACUUCAAAAAACACUCAAUGCUCUUCAGCUGGAGUAUCUUGAUCUUUAUCUGGUACAUUGGCCUGUGAGUUCAAGACCAGGAAUUUAUGAGUUUCCGAUCAAGAAAGGAGAUCUUAUGCCGAUGGAUUUUAAAGGUGUAUGGGAAGCUAUGGAAGAGUGCAAGAAAAAUGGACUAACUAAAUCCAUUGGUGUAUGCAAUUUCUCCUGUAAAAAGCUUUCUGAUAUUCUUGCCAUUGCACAAAUCCCUCCUGCAAUUAAUCAGGUAGAGAUAAACCCAGUUUGGCAACAAAAGAAGCAAAUGGAGUUCUGCAAAGCCAAUGGAAUUGUGUUGACAGCUUAUGCUCCUUUAGGAGGAACUUUCAACAGAGUUAUGGAAAAUGAAGUGCUCAAAGAGAUUGCAAAUGCCAAAGGAAAAAGUGUUGCUCAGAUUUGUCUGAGGUGGGCAUAUGAGCAAGGAGUUUGUGUGUUGGUGAAGAGUUUCAACAGGGAGAGAAUGAAAGAAAAUCUUGACAUAUUCAACUGGACUUUGACAGAGGAAGAAACCAAGAUGAUUUCUGAGAUUCCGCAGCAUAGAGGAUCGAGCGGUGUCGAUUACAUCUCUGAUAAAGGCCCUUUCAGCACCCUUGAUGAGCUUUGGGAUGGAGAAAUUUAAUACUUUGUUUUUAUCACAUCAUAAAAACAGAAAAGAAAAAUUCUUAAGAGAUGUGACUUUUGUUUUUGCAUGUAUAAUUUAGUUAGAUUCAAGGCUUCCUCUAACAAGUUUUUAAUGAAGGUUUAUCUACCAAAUUCCUAUAUGUAUGAGAAUUGUUGCACAAGUGUUGCUUAGGGGGAAUUCUUGUUGGAAAAUAUUAAAAUGGGUGUAACAAUGACAUGAUUAUUUGUCGUUUUGACGUUUAAUUUUGAUUCGGACUCACUA